AUGGUUAUUGUGGAUCUCUUCCUUAUUAAGCUACAAGGAUUUCUUCCUCAAGGCCACAACUCCGUGCUUUCACCAAACUGUGCAUCUGCUGCUUCUUACCAGUCUUUAUCAGCAUACCUUGGCUUCAAUGGAAGGAAACCCGAUGGCCUGGCUAACACUUUUGUUUCUAUUGAAGAGUUUCCUGAGGCAGAUGAAAAUAUCAUGAUUGAAGAAAAUAAUGAUUCCAAUAAAGAUAACAUACUCAAUCAGACGAGACUUUGUGGCAUUUGUCAAGGAUAG
Vicia faba (fava bean) is the source of this 279-nucleotide messenger RNA. The record is from the annotation of a GenBank genome assembly. NCBI's taxonomy places the organism in Eukaryota, Viridiplantae, Streptophyta, Magnoliopsida, Fabales, Fabaceae.